CUUUUUCAUCGAUACCCUUUGGCCUGAUUUGUAAAAGAAGUCGGUUUCCAGAGUCUGAGAGAUUGAAGUUUAGCUGUUGUUGUUUAGAGCGUGUGACAAUGACUACCACAGAGGUGAGAGGAGACGAUAUAGAGGCUCCUUUGAUUGAUCCUGAGAAUGGUUCCAGGCCUCGUCGUAUUGCUCUUUUCAUUGAGCCUUCUCCUUUCUCAUAUGUGUCUGGGUAUAAAAACAGAUUCCAGAAUUUUAUAAGAUAUUUAAGGGAAAUGGGAGAUGAGGUAAUGGUUGUAACGACACACGAAGGGGUUCCGUCGGAGUUCUAUGGGGCGCAGUUGAUUGGAUCAAGAAGCUUCCCCUGUCCUUGGUAUCAGAAUGUGCCCCUUUCCUUGGCACUUAGUCCAAGAAUAAUUUCAGCAGUUUCACAGUUUAAGCCUGAUAUAAUACAUGCCUCUUCACCUGGGAUUAUGGUUUUCGGUGCUCUUGCUAUCGCGAAACUACUAUCGGUUCCCAUCGUGAUGUCUUACCACACACAUGUACCAGUGUAUAUCCCAAGGUACACAUUUAGUUGGUUGGUGAAACCUAUGUGGUGGGUAUUAAAAUUUCUUCAUAGAGCAGCCGAUCUCACACUGGUUCCGUCAGCUGCAAUUGCUAGAGAUCUCCAAGCAGAAAAGGUAACUGCAGCUAAUAGGAUUCGUCUAUGGAACAAGGGUGUCGAUUCACAAAGCUUCCACCCUCGGUAUCGCUCUCACGAAAUGCGAUUAAGAUUGAGCAACGGUGAACCGGAGAAACCAUUGAUAAUCCAUGUUGGACGUUUCGGAGUCGAGAAGAGCUUAGAUUUCCUCAAAAGUGUUAUGGACAGGCUUCCAGGAGCAAGAAUUGCUUUUAUUGGGGAUGGACCGUACAGGGGAGAGCUAGAGAAAUUGUUCACAGGCAUGCCUGCAGUUUUUACAGGGAUGAUACAAGGGGAAGAGCUCUCUCAGGCAUAUGCAAGUGGUGAUGUGUUUGUGAUGCCUUCGGAAUCGGAGACGCUCGGACUGGUCGUUUUGGAGGCCAUGUCUUCAGGAAUCCCUGUGGUAGGUGCUCGUGCAGGAGGAAUCCCGGAUAUAAUUCCUGCAGACCAGGAGGGAAAAUCUGGCUUUCUCUUCGCUCCCGGUGAUAUCGAUGACUGCAUGAGCAAACUGGUGCCCAUGUUACACAAGGAGCUGAGAGAAGCCAUUGGCCGAGCUGCACGUGAGGAAAUGGAGAAGUACGAUUGGAAAGCAGCCACGGAGACGAUACGCAACGAGCAGUACAACGAUGCCAUUAUGUUCUGGCGGAAGAAGCGAGCGGAGCUAACCGGACCUAUGCAGUGGCUUGCCGGACGCCUUUUCCCGUCCCAUGAAAUCAAGUCGAGGUGAUUUGGAUGUAUUAUGUUAGGUUUGCUGGGUAGAAUUUGAAGGAAUUUAGCAUGUUUACAGGGGAUUGCAGAACUUGUUCAAGGCUUCAAAGAGGGCCU
Molecule: messenger RNA, 1492 nt
Organism: Hibiscus syriacus
Lineage: Eukaryota; Viridiplantae; Streptophyta; Magnoliopsida; Malvales; Malvaceae
Product: sulfoquinovosyl transferase SQD2-like
Exons: 11
Coding region: 99-1394 (431 amino acids)
Biological process (GO): sulfolipid biosynthetic process; glycolipid biosynthetic process
Cellular component (GO): chloroplast envelope
Molecular function (GO): UDP-sulfoquinovose:DAG sulfoquinovosyltransferase activity
Source: RefSeq, a predicted model, not a curated record